AUGAUUAAUAACAGUGUAGUUAAUUCCCAAGUUUACGUACCUUUGCAAUAUAGCUAAACUAUUCCUUAAAAGGUCAUCUUUCAAUAGCCUCCUCCACCUCCACCUCGUUAAUUAAUUUCCUCCACCGCUAUUCUUUAACAACCCGCAAAGCAAAUUGUAUAAACUCAAGUGUUCCCUCAACCUAUUGAAAAACCUAUUGUCAUUUUAAAUAGUGAUGUAGCUGGAAAAUUCAACUACAAGGUAAAUGAAUUACCUCCAAUCCAAGAUAAUACAGAUUAGUAUUUACUGGAAAGCUUAAAUUUAAAGAUUGAUAGAUUAAUAAGAAUGGAAAAUGUGUUAAAUGGCUCUAUUAGUUAACUUAGUAGCACUGCUAAUGCUAAAGAAGUCCUUAUUAGCUAAAUUAGAGAAUAAAGAUAAAAAUUAGAAGAAAUAGUCAGAUUAUAAACUAUUAGAGUUGAUGAACUUAAAGCUUAGCUUCAACGUGCAAGAAGUGAUUUAGACCAAACUGCUCAAAUUGCUACUGAAACUGAAAAGGAAGUGCAUAAUUUAAAGUAUGUAUUAAAUGAAAAAUAAAAUGUAGUAAACUAAUGGAAAGCUAGAGGUUCAGAAGUAGAGAGAUUAAAUAGCGAUGUUAAUCUUUUGCAAUCUCAAUUAAAUUAACUCUAAGCAUAGAAUUAGGUUCUCCGUAAUAACAUCAAGUUAGAUCCUUCAUAUAAUUACUUAAUUAUCUGA
Messenger RNA from Tetrahymena thermophila SB210, 732 nucleotides. RefSeq lists its product as hypothetical. Lineage: Eukaryota; Ciliophora; Oligohymenophorea; Hymenostomatida; Tetrahymenidae. The transcript has 3 exons. The record is from RefSeq and is a predicted model, not a curated record.